Molecule: messenger RNA, 3216 nt
Organism: Carica papaya (papaya)
Lineage: Eukaryota; Viridiplantae; Streptophyta; Magnoliopsida; Brassicales; Caricaceae
Product: Met-10+ like family protein / kelch repeat-containing protein
Biological process (GO): wybutosine biosynthetic process; tRNA methylation
Cellular component (GO): cytoplasm
Molecular function (GO): tRNA methyltransferase activity; protein binding
Source: RefSeq, a predicted model, not a curated record
UGAGGUUUUUGUAGGGUUUUCUUCUUUUGAUGUGUCACGGAGAAAGAAAGCAGAGAGUCGGAACGACCAACGGAAGAAAAUGGAGUUCGACAAGAGGAAAGCAGCGGUAUUAGCGUCGCUGGGCUCGACGGAAACGGACAAAUCACCAAAAGGCACGUUGGACGAACCAAUCAUCCCUCUCCUCAACGUCAUCAACAAAAACCCCGCUUACUUCACCACCAGCUCUUGCUCCGGCCGUAUCUCUAUCCUCUCUCAACCAAAGCCUCUGCCCACAGUCUUGGCUAGCAAUACCAAGAAAAAAGCCCGAGGUGGUUCAUGGCUCUUCAUCACCCACGACCUGGCGGAUCCCGACUCGGUCGUCUCCCUCCUCUUCCACACUGAGUCAACUCACGAUGUAGAUCAGCCCAGUGAGUUAGUUUUCCGGUUCGAGCCAUUGAUAAUCGCUGUUGAGUCCAGAGACCUCUCAUCAGCGCAGUCUCUGGUAUCAAUGGCUAUAGCUUGUGGGUUUCGAGAAUCUGGGAUUACUUCUUGCGGUGGCAAAAGGGUAAUUAUAGCUAUACGGUGCUCCAUAAGACUGGAGGUGCCUUUGGGUGAUACCCGGAAGGUGAUGGUCUCGCCCGAGUACGUGAGGUUCCUUGUUGGGAUUGCUAACGAGAAAAUGGAAGCUAAUAGAAAGAGAACUGAUGGGUUUUUUCAAGCUCUAAGGAGUAAUAUGGUUGUGAGUCCUGCUGUUUUGCUGAGCGAGGAUCAAGUAGUGAUGAAUGGAGGAAUGCGUGAUAAGGAGAAUCAUGGUCGUAGUGGUGCUGAUCAAGAUGGGGAUGGGCCAGUAGGAGUUCCUUCUUGCAUUCCGUCUAUUUCCCAGGUUUUAGUUGUUGGUGAACCUGUGGGAAAGCUUUUCUUGUGGGGUCACUCGUCAUGUGCAUUGGAUAAUGAAGACCGCAAAGAAAUUUUUGUAUUUGGUGGUUUUGGGGGCAUGGGAAGACAUGUGCGGAGAAAUGAGUUAUUAUUGCUUGAUCCAAUACUUGGUACACUAAGAGCGGUUGAUACAGAGGCCUCUCCAUCUCCACGAUUAGGUCACACAUCUUCUUUAGUUAAGGAUCAAAUGUUUGUCAUUGGAGGUAGGGCUGAUCCUUUGAAAAUUCUGAGUGACAUUUGGGUCUUCAAUACAGCUAAAGAUGAGUGGAGAAAAUUAGAAUGUAUUGGCAAUAUAUUUCCUCCCAGGCAUCGGCAUGCAGCAGCAGUUAUUGGAUCGAAAAUAUAUGUAUUUGGUGGGUUAAACAAUGAGACAAUUUCAUCAUCCUUGCAUGUACUGGAAACAGACAGCCUGCAGUGGAAGGAGAUAUUAGCCAAUGGACAAUGGCCAUGUGCCCGUCAUUCUCACACAAUGGUUGCAUUUGGGUCUAAGUUAUUCAUGUUUGGAGGAUGCAAUGGGGAGAAAGCUCUAGGUGAUUUGUAUAGUUUUGAUGUUCAAACAUGUUUAUGGAAGGAAGAAAAGGUGGCUGGGAGAAGUCCACAUGCAAGGUUCUCCCACUCAAUGUUUGUCUACAGAAAUUUUCUUGGGAUCGUUGGGGGUUGUCCUGUCAGACAAAAUUCUCAAGAGUUGGCAUUGCUUGACCUGCAGUGCUAUGUCUGGAAGCACGUGGCUCUCCAAUCUAUGGCUAAAGAGUUGUUUGUGCGCGGUACAGCCAGUAUUGUUGGUGAUGAUCUUGUUAUGAUUGGUGGUGGUGCUACUUGUUAUGCUUUUGGAACAAAGUUUAGUGAGCCAAUGAAAAUUGACUUAGCCCAAAUAAUUCCUUUUUUGGAUGGCUAUCAAAUGCUUUCAGGUAGAAGAGGAACUCAUGUUAUGUACCAGGAUGAAGGGGUUACUGAACAGGAGAAUGACAACCAUCAAGAUCUAGAAACUGGAAAUGAGUUGUCUCAAACUUGUAGCUUAAAAUUUGAGGUUGAACCACAAAGUGCAAAUGCUGGGAUGGAGAUGCCUACUUCACAGUGGAUAGUAAAACUAGAAAGAAAAUAUGCAAAGUUAGGAAAGGAUAUUUUAAAGAAGUUUGGCUGGUUGGAUCUUAAGAGGAAAGUUUAUUCAAAGGACAACAAUCUACAUAUUUGUUUCCCUGUGAUUCAGAAAUUUUCUGUUAUAUUCCACGAAAAGCAGCUGGAGAAUGAAAAGGAUUGCUCAAAUAUGCCUAGACCACUUAGAAGAGAUGCUUUUUCUUUAGAUGAGCUUUCUUCUUCAACGGCUUUAGAUCUUCUUGAGGAAUGUGGUGCUGUAAAAGUGGUAGAUGAAAUUGUUGAAGUCAGAAAAGUUUCCAAAUCUCCCUUUCAAAAGAUGAAUGAAGCUGUAGCCUCUUUGAUUGAGAAUAAAGGCUUAUCAGCUAAACUUCUAGAAGAGCUGCCCACAAGGUGGGAGCGACUUGGAGAUAUUGUUGUGCUUCCAGUAACAUGCUUCAAGGAUCCAAUUUGGGACUCUCUGGGGAUGGACCUUUGGCCUGCAGUUGCAAAAUCACUUAAUACUUGCCGUCUGGCUUGCCAAGGUCGAGUUGCACCAACUGGUACUAGAGAUAGUACUUUGGAGAUUCUUGUAGGAGAUAAUGGCUGGGUUGAUCAUCGUGAAAAUGGGAUUCUAUACUCUUUCGACGCUACAAAGUGCAUGUUUUCUUGGGGCAAUCUCUCAGAAAAAGUUCGCAUGGGUUGUUUAGACUGCAGAGAUGAGGUUAUUGUAGAUCUGUUUGCUGGAAUUGGAUACUUUGUGCUUCCAUUCCUUGUCAGGGCAAAAGCGAAGUUAGUCUAUGCUUGCGAAUGGAAUCCCCAUGCUGUUGAGGCCCUUCGGCAUAAUCUUCUAGCCAAUUCUGUCUCUGAUCGCUGUGUCAUCCUGGAGGGUGAUAACCGGAUUAUGGCACCAAAAGGCGUUGCUGAUCGUGUCUGUCUUGGUCUUCUUCCAACAAGUGAGGGUAGCUGGGUUACCGCUGUAAGGGCGUUAAGAUCUGAGGGUGGGGUCCUGCACUUGCAUGGGAAUGUGAAGGACUCCGACAAAAUGUGGACCAAACAUGUUGAGGAAUCAAUACUAGAAAUCGCCGAAUCUGAGGGUCGUUGUUGGGAAGUUACUGUAGAACAUGUCGAGAGAGUGAAAUGGUACGGCCCACACAUUCGCCAUCUCGUUGCAGAUGUGAGAUGCAGGAUGAUACAAACAUAAUCUCAUUCCACAUUCAAGAACAGUGA